AUGACAGAUACCUCCUCCCUCGCCAUCACGCACGCCACGACGGAUUCUCGCCCCGACGAAGAAGAGCCGUACACCAUCAAGUGCAUCUGUCAGUUUGACGAAGAUGAUGGUAACACGGUAUUCUGCGAAGGGUGUGAGACAUGGCAGCACAUCAUCUGUUACUACCCUAAACAUAGGGUCCCUGAUGUGCACAACUGCGUCGACUGUGAGCCUAGGCCUCUGGACGUCCGUCGCGCUAUCGAGCGCCAGCGGGCAGAGAGUGUCAAAGAGCGAAGUGAGGACGGUGACCGGAAAAAGCGACCGAGUGCGAAGGCUACAAAGAAGAAGGGCAAGGAGGGCGACGUGAAUGGGUUUGGCCAUCAGCGAAGCGAGUCAAGGGCACGCGAUCAGCCGCCGUCCAAGAAGACCAAGACUUCCCACCGCUCAUCCGCGUCCAUUAGCGCUCUCGCGGGUACCCAGAUCCUUCCCUCGGAGACCCGUAAACGUCGUUCAUCAACAUCCAUUGCUCCCAGCCCCACUAAGCCUUCUGGCCCUUCCAUCCCGCUUUAUUCGAACGAAUUUCUUCACCUUUACGACCGAGACGAUGAACACGUGGACAUGGAUAGUAAUCUGUUUGUUAAUGUGAACCUAGUUGGUGAUACCGCUUCGUGGGUCAAAGAUCCCGAGGCCUUGAAGCUGGUGACCAAGGGGAGCACUGAGGAAACGUUCAACUGGUCUGAUGCGGCUUUGGAUCGAUCGCGUUGGCCGAAUUUGACCACCGACGUUAUCACGGGCCCUUCGCCUGAGAUGGGCGGGCCCCAACCGACUUGGAAGAUUUUAAAAACCCAGAAUCCUGUGCAGAAAGAUCAGAUCGUUGGGGAAAUCACGGGUAAGGUUGGCCUGUUCAAAGACUACUGCCUGGAUCCCAAGAAUCGGUGGCAGGAAUUGCGACAUCCCGAACCCUUCGUUUUCUUCAGUUCUCACCUUCCUCUUUACAUCGACAGCCGCCACGAAGGCAGUGUUCUUCGCUACACCCGUCGGUCGUGCAAUCCCAACGUCACCAUGAAAAUAUUCAUCACCAACGAUGUCGAGUACCACUUUUGCUUCGUUGCCAAGGAGGAUAUACCCCCCAACUCAGAGAUCACCAUUAUGUGGUAUGUGGACUCAUCUCUAUCUGGGUCACCGGACUCUGAAUUGCCCGAGUCAUCGAAUGGGGUGGUCAAGCAGGAGUCUGGUGACAGUACGACUGAGGCUGCGGCCAUCACCACCGAAGCUGCUGCUAUUUGCAUAAGUAACACACUCGCGAAUUUCGGGGGCUGUGCCUGUGGUAUGCCUCGGAGUUGUCUACUUGCGAAAUUGGAUUCCCGGCGGCAUCCUAAAUCACUUGAGUCUGGUGUCAAGCAGGCGAACGGUAAGCGGAGGAGGGUCAAAGCGAAGUCCAUCGCGUCGCCUCGCGAUACAAGUCGCACUUCCAUCAGUCGUGCUGGAAGCGAGACGACCAAACAUGCAGAAGACGAUGAAGUCGCCGCGGAAUCUCGAUCCACCUCGGGCUCCGCACGUGGUCACCCUCGAAGCCGUGACACCAGUCCUGUCAUUGCGGAGUUGUCUACUCGUGAAAAGCGUAAGAUUGCAGAUGCCGAGAAACAUUUCCAGCAAUUGGAGCAACAAGAGCAUCGCCCAGGGCAGAAGAAGAAGAAACGUGUCAGUGGGCCGUCGACGCAGUCACCUGCACCUGUGGCAAGCUCCACCCAAACCGGAUACUUUCCUUCUCAGCCGCGCUCAGCCAAGUCACUCCGUCUUGAUCCCGCUGGCCAAUCUCGCUCUCCGACAUCAGCGCUGUCCCCUGGAUCUUUCCCCCCCUGGUCGUCAUGGAUCCCCUCGAAAAACGUCCAGAUCAAGCACUCCAUUCUCUCGCACUACGCAUAA
Molecule: messenger RNA, 1905 nt
Organism: Penicillium maclennaniae
Lineage: Eukaryota; Fungi; Ascomycota; Eurotiomycetes; Eurotiales; Aspergillaceae
Exons: 2
Coding region: 1-1905 (634 amino acids)
Molecular function (GO): protein binding
Source: RefSeq, a predicted model, not a curated record